UGCCCGGGAAACUUGCGGUGGGUUGUUGCCCUCGGGUCGCUCGGGGCGGAGACACGGAACCGGGCCAUGGAAGGUAUGUCGGGGGCUCGUGAGCCCCGUGCACGACCGAGAGAGCGGGACCCAGACCGGCACCCCCGCCCGGAGCGAGACCGCCACCCCGAGCGACAGCGGGACAGACACAGGGACCGGAGCAGGGAGAGAAACGGGGGCGAGCGCAGGGACGGAGACCGGGACAGGGGGAGGCACCGAGACCCCCGCCACGACAGAUACAGGGUCGAGGACCUUCGCGAGGGUGAACAAAGAGUUUGGGAAAAGUCCCGCCAGAGCCGGACACGGGACGGACCCCGCAGGCCGACCUGGGACCCAGCCCCGCCCCCCUGGCCCGCGCCUUGGGAAACCCCGGAGCCGCCACUCCCGAGGAAGGAGCGCUUCGGGCACCAUGACCCGGCAAGUGAACCCACUUCGGGGAGAUACCUGCCCUCGAACCCCAGGUCUGGACAAGAGGGAGUGGAAUAUUACCAGUCAGAGGCUGAAGGACUCCUGGAAUGUCAUAAAUGCAAAUACUUGUGCACUGGGAGAGCCUGCUGCCAGAUGCUGGAGGUUCUCCUGAACUUGUUGAUCCUGGCCUGCAGCUCUGUGUCUUACAGUUCCACAGGGGGCUACACAGGCAUCACUAGCCUGGGGGGCAUUUACUACUACCAGUUCGGAGGGGCUUACAGUGGUUUCGAUGGCGCCGAUGGGGAGAAAGCGCAGCAGCUGGACGUCCAGUUCUACCAGCUGAAGCUGCCCACGGUCACUGUAGCCAUGGCCUGUGGCGGAGCCCUCAUGGCCCUCGGCUGCCUCCUGGUUGUCCUGGGUGUCCUGCGGGUUCCGUGGCACUGCCCCCUGUGGCUGGUGAUUGAAGGCUUGUUGGACAUACUCAUUGCUGGGGCCUAUAUCCCAGCUCUGUACUUCUAUUUCCACCACCUCUCCACUGCCUACGCCUCUCCAGUGUGUAAAGAGAGGGAGGCGCUGUACCAAAGCAAAGGCUACAGUGGCUUCGGCUGCAGUUUCCAUGGGGGAGACAUAGGAGUUGGAAUCUUUGCUGGGCUAGGCAUUGGCGUCUUCACUCUGGGGGCUGUGCUGGCCAUCAGGGGUUACCGAAAGGUCGGGAAGCUGAAAGAGAAGCCUGCGGAGAUGGUGGAGUUUUAGGCUUUUUAAACCGUCCUGCCCAAUGUAAGUGACAGUAGUGACUCUGAACCAUUGGAAUACUGGGAUACUUCACUGUGGGACUCGCCAGCCCUUGAAGACUGAUGGGCCAACUUUGGUAUCCUGGUGAAACUCUGGGUUACAUGGAGCCGUGUUCUCUGAUGUACUAUGCCCUGGUGGUAGAGUCCUCUCUUGGUGAGCGAUGACCCACAAUUAUUGAAACAGAACAAAACUGGGGGUCGGGACCCACAAGGAAGAGCCAUUUGCUGUAGCAGAAGGCGCUUUUGAUUGACUAGAGGGAGGUGACCAAGUGAAUCUGAAGAACCUUAUCUUUAAAGUCCCUGAGAAGCCAUAUACACAGGAGACAGCAUUUCAGCCUGAACUUUUCUAAACACAGCUGUCUUAAACAGACGAGCCCCGAAGUUCUUCCAUACUGAGGCCUCCUAUCCUAAAUUUCCUUAAUGCUCUGGGUGCAGGGUGUAGGGACGGAUGGUGGAGAGACUCCGCCUACAAAAAUUUAAGUUGGAGGUAGGCGUGGGCUGAGCAAAGAGGAAUCAGAUUAAUUCACUAUGAUGCAAAGAAGCUAUUCCAACAAGCCCCUUACAGUGGGCUUGAAAGCUCAAUAAGUGUUUUGUACCUCUUGUAAAUGUGCCAUUGUAUGAAGAAUUCAACCCAACAUCUGGAAGGCAGGAGCCAUCCAGAAUAAAAAAAUGUAAAAUCUUUCCCAACAGAAGAAUGCCACUUUUGGCCAGACAACUUAAUGGGUUCUCAUUACAUGUUAAAUUAUGGCUUCUGGAACAUUACAAUAUAUUCUUGGUACAAAUGAAUAUGUUCUUUGCUUUAC
Hyaena hyaena (striped hyena) is the source of this 2032-nucleotide messenger RNA. RefSeq names its product MARVEL domain containing 3 (gene MARVELD3). The record is from RefSeq and is a predicted model, not a curated record. Bases 67 to 1191 code for a protein of 374 amino acids. Gene Ontology annotation, cellular component: membrane. The transcript is spliced from 3 exons. Lineage: Eukaryota; Metazoa; Chordata; Mammalia; Carnivora; Hyaenidae.